AUGGAGCUGGUGCGAGAGCUCUUGGAUCGCAGCCUCUCCGUCCUCUUCAUUGACAUCGACGUCAUGCUCCUCCGCGACCCCGUCGACUUGGUGGAGCACAACUGCGACCUGGUCUACCAGCAGAACCACUGCGCCGAGAUCCCUCCGAGAGAGGCGACGGAGGAGGGGGAGCCGAACGCUGGAUUCUACUUCGUGCGGGCAGGACAAGCAGGCAAGCGCUUCCUGGACGAGGUGCUGCAGGGCAAGGUGCCUCCUCCUCCAGGUGACGUCAGGCACAACAAGAAUCGAUUCUACUCCCACGACCAGCGAGUGCAGGUGCCCCGGCAACGCUACGAGCAUCGCGACUUGUCGCCCUCCAAGUUCUGCGCAGCUGACGCGCGUGCGUACGCAACUGGCUGGGCGUUGGACAGAGAAAGGUUCGAGCAGGUGAACUCUUCCAUCGUAGCUCUUCACGCGAACUGCAUCAUAGGCAAGUCGAAGAAGGUUGAGCUCAUGAGGUCGCUGGGGGUUCUCUGUUUCUGA
Guillardia theta CCMP2712 is the source of this 522-nucleotide messenger RNA. RefSeq lists its product as hypothetical. Gene Ontology annotation, cellular component: Golgi apparatus. The coding region runs from base 1 to 522 and encodes 173 amino acids. The transcript has 4 exons. NCBI's taxonomy places the organism in Eukaryota, Cryptophyceae, Pyrenomonadales, Geminigeraceae. The record is from RefSeq and is a predicted model, not a curated record. Gene Ontology annotation, molecular function: glycosyltransferase activity.